AGUUGAGGACGUGUGGAUCUAAUAGACAUGAAUGGGGUGGUGGAGACGAGGGUCUGUGGAUUUUAUCCAGAUGCUAAAAUUAAUGUUUGCACCUCAAUGGAGUUAUUCUUAUAGUAACUUUUAACACGAAUACUCUCGACUGCUUUAAAUGCUUCACGUGAGUCAAUCUCGUCCGGCGUAACAGCUCUUUUGUUUUCAUCGCGUGACUCGAAGCAAAUCACGGUUUCGAUUGUUUUCUAUUAAACAUGCCGGGAAACAAGUCGGCGCUGAUCCAGAAGAUAGCGAGCCAGGCUUGUGUGACCUUUGCAAACUCUUCCUCUGCCAUUGGGGAUAAUAACGCGUUUUUAGAGCAGCAGGCAAGGUUAGUUUCCAUGCUCUCCGACAUAAGGGCUGCGGAUCUGAAGAUUGCGCCACCGAAGCAAGUCUCCAUAUCCUCCCCACAGUCCUCAGCAGUCCCUCCGGUCACAUACAUGCAUAUCUGUGAGAAUGAUCUCUUCAGCAUGGGAGUGUUUCUGCUGAAGCCUGGGACUUCCAUCCCCCUGCAUGACCAUCCUGGGAUGAAUGGCAUGCUCAAGGUCCUAUAUGGCAAGGUCAAUAUAAGGUGUUAUGACAAGUUGGAUAAAGCUGUGGGUGCUGAGAGUGAAACCGAGAGGCAGUUUGAGCCACCGCAGAUGCCUUUCCAGGGGGAUGAUGUGAGGAGAGCCGUGCUGAGGUCUUCAGGAGAGUUUUCUGAGCAGAGCGGCCCUUGCAUCUUGUCCCCUCUCAAAGACAACCUUCAUGAGAUUGAUGCAGUGGAUGGACCCGCUGCGUUUCUUGAUAUAUUGGCACCACCUUAUGACCCUGAUGAUGGGAGAGAUUGUCACUACUACAAAGUUUUGCAAACUGCUGGCAAAAAGUCAGAGCAGAGCGGUGAAGAUGAAACUUGGGUUUUAGAGAUCCCCCAACCAGAUGAUUUCUGGUGCGGGGGGGAGCCUUACCCCGGUCCUAAGGUUUCAGUGUAGAAACGAACACUGGAAUGGACUUGUAGCCUCUGCACAUGAUCCGUCUUCGCUCUGACUCAGAUGUUGAAAAGUGUAGUAUUUUUCUGUGGACUGGAUGGAAACACCACUACAUGAUUUUAAAUGUCCAGUCUAUGCACCCCAUAGGCUACAUCAACUCUUUUGUGGCCUUGCUUGUGAAUAAUGAAUGUAUUGAAAGCAUUUACUCUUCUAUACGUGCACACUAUAUAUCUAUAUUAAAUACUUGUUUAAUUUAUUUUAAAAGACUGUACACAAACACUAAUUAUUAUGUACUGUUUAUAUUUUUACGGUUGAAGUACUUUUAAAAUGAUUGUAAAUCAUUUUCA
Molecule: messenger RNA, 1345 nt
Organism: Pimephales promelas (fathead minnow)
Lineage: Eukaryota; Metazoa; Chordata; Actinopteri; Cypriniformes; Leuciscidae
Gene: adoa
Product: 2-aminoethanethiol dioxygenase a
Cellular component (GO): mitochondrion
Molecular function (GO): oxidoreductase activity, acting on single donors with incorporation of molecular oxygen, incorporation of two atoms of oxygen
Source: RefSeq, a predicted model, not a curated record